UACUUGGCUCACAGUGUCAGAUAUCAGUCAGAUAUGAAGAAUGACUGCAUUUACAUCGGCCUUGCCACUCAUUGAACACUUGUUCUCAUGUAAUGUGGUAAUGUUAUACUAGCCAGGCUCGUGGGUUUGCUACUCCUCAUUGCAACAGAAUAAGCCACUGGAAGUUGAUUGGCAUCCGUGGAACAUGUCGGGAAUACAAAUUGUUGCUUUCCUCUUCUGUUUCUGUGGGAUAGGGGCAAUUAUUGCAGCCACGGCCUCAAACGAAUGGAAAGUCACCAGCCGAGCAUCUUCAGUGAUAACGGCAACUUGGGUCUUCCAAGGUCUCUGGAUGAACUGCGCAGGAAACGCGAUGGGUGCUUUCCACUGUAGGCCUCAUCUGACUAUCUUCAACAUAGAGGGUUACAUCCAAGCAUGCAGAGGACUCAUGAUUGCUGCUGUCUGCCUUGGGUUUUUUGGCUCUGUGUUUGCCCUGAUCGGGAUGAAGUGUACAAAGGUUGGAGGCUCAGACCAAGCUAAAGCUAAAAUUGCUUGUUUUGCUGGAGUGAUCUUUAUUAUUUCAGGACUGAGUGCAUUGACUGGUUGCUCCCUCUAUGCUCACCGAAUCACAUCUGAGUUCUUUGACCCCACAUUUAUUGCACAAAAGUAUGAACUGGGAGCCGCUUUAUUCAUUGGUUGGGCUGGAGCAUCGCUUUGCAUAAUUGGUGGCAGCAUAUUCUGCUUCUCCAUUGUUGAAAACAAACAAACUCCACGUGCAAAGCAAUUAGAGGUAUCUGCCUGGGGAAGCUCUGUGACAUUUGGGAAUGUUCCACAGGCCAUCCUUCAUUGUGUCAUCAAUAAUAAGGAUGGUAUAUGCGUACAACAAACCAGGUUCUGUGAUGUCUUCUCGAACCAAGGCCUACUCGGCAGAUUUUAAAGCAUCCAAGAUCCCUCCAAAGCACUUCGACAAAAAUGCCUAUGUGUAAAUGGAUGCUUGGAGGAAUUUUUUUGUUAUUAAGAAUCAUAACGUAUGUACUGUCCAUCUGCAGAAUGAUUUUUAAAAGUGGCUUGGUGUCUUGAGCAUCAGCAGUUUUAUAACUAUUUUAACUGUUUUAUAAAUGAACUUUUGUCUA
Pantherophis guttatus is the source of this 1109-nucleotide messenger RNA. The record is from RefSeq and is a predicted model, not a curated record. Lineage: Eukaryota; Metazoa; Chordata; Lepidosauria; Squamata; Colubridae.